CACAGCAGCAGACGGCUGUACAGUUUAGUAGUUCGUGUCAUGCGUUUGUACGGUAUUAUGUUGCGUUUUCUGUGUAAUGUAUAAGUGAUUUGAUGGUGGAGACAGGACAUCACGGAAAGACGCAUAUUGAGUGUGUGGAUUAGGAGAGCACUCAUGGACUCCAAGGGAACUAGUUGGCUGAAAAAAGAGAAGAAUGAAGUAUAUGCUGAACCAGGCUCCUUGGUUCAGUUACACACAUGUACCAUGAAAGUAAAAGAAGAAUUGGAUGAGCAAGUGAAAAAACAGGUCCUCACUGUAUUCCACAACAUUCCUCAUACUGGGUGUAUUGGCUGUUGCAUCAUGUUUGAUCACCUUACAAGUUUCUUCAAGAUCCACCAAGGAUUGUAAUGCCUAGUCUUCGUAUAAAGCAAGACCUAGAACUGAAACGGGAUUUAGAUGGCAUUGAGCAUGAUGUAAGUUUUCACAUCAGUGAUGCAUUGUGCAUGAAGUACUGUAUGAAUAUCAUGAAAUGCAUUUGGUGCAGUAAAUUCCAGUGAUCAUAAAUGAUGAAUCAUUAAAACCUAGGAUAUGAGCACUUCUCCAGAAUUUUUAUAGUAUUUCAGUUGACUGUAGGUAUAUUGUUCUGUUGUGUGUAAUGGUAUUUGAAUGAAACUUGUACGAAACAUAAGUUUAUUAACUG
Schistocerca nitens (vagrant locust) is the source of this 679-nucleotide messenger RNA. RefSeq lists its product as uncharacterized. The coding region runs from base 154 to 387 and encodes 77 amino acids. The transcript has 5 exons. The record is from RefSeq and is a predicted model, not a curated record. Lineage: Eukaryota; Metazoa; Arthropoda; Insecta; Orthoptera; Acrididae.